AGCUUGGAAGUGAGAUUUUGAUAUAAAAUCAAAUUCAUUUAUUCUUCUUUGUUUGACCGUCAAAUCUUCUCUUCCUCUUGUUUAAGCUUUCAUGUAAAUUCAAGAAUCUACGUAUAAAAUGUUUCCAACCAUCUUUUCUAAUUUUGUUCUCUUUCGUAUGUAUGUAGUUGUAACGUGAUGGAGAAGUCAGGAGAAACUCCAAAAUGGGAAACCCUCGACAGAAACAUACUUUCAGUUAUCUUCAAUAAGCUCGACGCAAUGGACCUUAUCAUGGGAGCUUCACGCGUCUGCAUCUCUUGGUUCGUUGCCUCUCACGACAAAUCUCUGUGGCAAACCGUCGACCUCGCCAAGGUCCAACAAGUUGUCGUGUCUUACAGCCCAGAGUCCAGGGAUAAAGUACGACCAGUCGUCUUCUACAAUCACCGGGUGGACGACGAUGAAAUAGAAAGAGGCCUAAGCUUUAGGAAUGUUUUGGUUAACUUUUAUCAAUGUCUACAUGGUGAAGUGGAGAAAGGUAGGAGUCUCAGGGAAGUAUUGAUUGAGAUCACAAAGUUGAGCGACACGGCCCCGAAGAAUUUGUUCUUCAACUCUCAUUCUUAUAUAAAAGAGAAAGAUCUCAUGUUCGCUGCUCAAAGGCAAAUCUCAUAUUUACAACUGAAUCAUAAAGACAGGCACACAUCUUGCUUCCCAAGUUAUCUCCAAUAUAUCUCAUAACUCUUUUUGUUUUUGUUUAUGUUUUCCUAGGAUGCCAAACAUCGAGAAACUUGUUUUACCGCGUUGGUGCUAUCACAACAAGAAGUCAUUUCGUUUUGCGUUCAGUCGAUGGAAGAAUCUUAAAACACUGAUCAUUGCUCAUGAUCACAAUCUCAAUGGGGGAUUCGAGUUUCAAGCCGUGGGAGAGAACUGCAUUAACCUCACCAACUUGAAAUAUUUGGGUUAUUUGCAUGAAUACAAUGCUGAGCAAAUCGUGCGGUGCUUCCAGAAGCUCAAGAGGUUGAGUUUGCGUUGCUCUUUCCUCUGCGUUAGAGGAGUUUUAUCGCUAAUCACCGGCCUCCAAAACCACGUCAUCCUUAAUCUGACACACUGUGUAUUCCAUGACGUUGCUCUGCUUCGUCAAAAUGUACCUGCUAUCGGCCCAGUACCUAGUGACGAUCUUGUACAAGCAGCUACUCAGAAGCUUGACAAACUUAUCAAAUGUUCACACGAUUGCAGCUUCUGCAAAGCUUGGUGGGAGAGGCUUACAUUAACAUCUUUGGAUAAGUCUCGCUGGCAUCCUUAUGACAAGGAUUGGCGAAACGACGAGAUAGAAGAAUUUGUAUUUUAAGGGCUUUGUCCAUGUUUUGAGCAACUGAUCGAUUAUGUUUUGAGGUUGAAUUCUAUCUUUGACAUAUUACGCUAUAAAAAGCAUUGCCAUUUUAACCAAAAAGAGAAAAAAGAGGUUUGAAACUU
Molecule: messenger RNA, 1449 nt
Organism: Arabidopsis lyrata subsp. lyrata
Lineage: Eukaryota; Viridiplantae; Streptophyta; Magnoliopsida; Brassicales; Brassicaceae
Product: putative F-box protein At4g11580
Exons: 1
Coding region: 746-1324 (192 amino acids)
Source: RefSeq, a predicted model, not a curated record